Betta splendens (Siamese fighting fish) is the source of this 8873-nucleotide messenger RNA. It is a transcript of the gene fbxl4, whose product is annotated as F-box and leucine-rich repeat protein 4. NCBI's taxonomy places the organism in Eukaryota, Metazoa, Chordata, Actinopteri, Anabantiformes, Osphronemidae. Bases 503 to 2338 code for a protein of 611 amino acids. Gene Ontology annotation, molecular function: protein binding. The record is from RefSeq and is a predicted model, not a curated record. The transcript has 9 exons. Gene Ontology annotation, biological process: SCF-dependent proteasomal ubiquitin-dependent protein catabolic process. Gene Ontology annotation, cellular component: SCF ubiquitin ligase complex.
UUGUAGUGUGACAAUGCAAGCUAGGGACGCUAACAGCGGUGUUUAGACGGCUCAGCUUGUCGUUAGGCUAGCUAGCUAACGUUAGCCAACACCAGCUACUUACUAUUACAACGUCAGCAACAACAUAAGAUAAGCUCGUGGAGACAGCUGUUAUUUACUAUAGUAACCGUGAGAUUUAUAUCAGAAAGCAAUAACGUUAGUUCUUUCGUGACAACUAACGUUUUAAAUUAACGUGUAGUUUACGCCAAUGCCAGUUAGCCAGAAUGCUAUGGGUAUUUGAACUGUAUGUGUGUCACGACAGCAGGCGGACAAGCGGUGAUGUUUCACAGUAGAAAGUUUGGUAAUCGCUGUUUCGAAGCAGAGGUCAUGCAUGCAGCUGGGCCUCGACCCUACGUCUUGCACACCCCCUGCUCCUGAACCAGUGUGCUUCCAGUAGGUGGAGGCUCUUCCACCCUGUUGCCUCUGUUUCUCCCCACUGUCCCUGUCAGCCCCACAGGUCCCUAUGUUAACCAUCUUGAGCAUGUUUUAUUAUAUCUGUCUGCGGCGACGCUCCAGGAGUGGGACUCGAGGUGAGGCCCUGACCAGUCGGCGGGCUGUGGAGUCGGGCCAGCGGGCGGUGUUGCCGGUUAGUGUGGAGGUGGAGCAGUAUGCAAAGGAGGUUCUGGACUUCAGCUCCCACUAUGGGAGUGAGAAUAGCAUGUCCUAUACCAUGUGGAACCUGGCCGGGGUACCCAACGUGUACCCUAGCUCAGGGGACUUUACACAGACAGCUGUAUUCAGAUCAUACGGGAGGUGGUGGGAACAGUGUGCCAGCGCACCACAAGCUUUCCGUCGCACACCUAAAGGCUUCUACAGCCAGGACUAUAUUGAGCUGGGCUUUGAGGAACCAGUUUACCCUACAGCAGUGGAGGUGCUUGAGACAUAUUACCCUGGGGCCAUAGUCCAGAUAUUGGCCUGCUCUCACAACCCUUUCUCCCAGAACCCUCCUACAGAUGUCAGGUGGGAGGUUCUGUGGGCAGGGGACCCCACCAAGGUGCUCACGCCCCAGGCCCGGCAGUUUUCCCCUAACAUCAAGCACAUCAGCUUCCCCACCAACCUGCUGCGACUGGAGGUGAACAGCUCUCUGCUGGACUACUACACUGAGCUGGACGCCGUUAUCCUGCGCGGCGUGAAAGAGCGGCCCAUGCUGGCGCUCUAUAAGAUGCCCAUCAUCGACAUUAGUGACCUGAGUGACAGUGAAGAGGAGCUGUCUGAUGUUGGAGGCCAUUUGCGUGCUGAUGGCAAACACCACAGAACUGGAAACGGCUACUUUGACAAACUGCCAUAUGAGCUCAUCCAGCUGAUACUAAGCCACCUGACCUUGCCAGACCUCUGCCAUCUGGCCCAGACCUGUAAGCUGCUGCACCAGCACUGCUGCGACCCGCUGCAGUACACUCAGCUGAGUCUGCAGCCGUACUGGGCCCGGUUGAGUGACGCCUCUUUGGGACACCUGCAGAGCCGCUGCACUCUUCUCCAGAGGCUCAACCUGUCUUGGACUGGCAGCCGUGGCGCUCUCACCCUGAGCGGCUUCAGUGGUUUCAUGAAGGCUUGUGGUCUCAGUCUGGUCUGUUUGGAACUGUCCUGCUGCCACUUCCUGAAUGAGGCCUGUCUUGAGGUCAUCUCCCAGACUUGUCCAGUGCUGCAGGAGCUGAAUUUGUCCUCGUGUGACCGCCUCCACCCACAGGCCUUCAUUCACAUCUCCAAACUAUCCCGCCUCCGCAGACUGGUGCUUUACCGGACAAAGAUAGAGCAAACAGCGAUCCUGAGCAUCCUGACUUUCUGUGUGGAGCUGAGGCACCUCAACCUAGGGAGCUGUGUGAGGAUUGAGGACUAUGACGUUGUGGCCAGUAUGCUGGCCGCUCGCUGUCGCUUACUCUGCUCACUUGACCUAUGGCGCUGCAGAAACCUGACAGACCGAGGCCUGGCAGAGCUCGUCUCCGGCUGCAGGAUGCUGGAGGAGCUGGACCUGGGCUGGUGUCCCACACUGCAGAGCAGCACCGGAUGUUUCCAGCACCUCGCCCGCAGCCUGCCGCGCCUACAGAAACUUUUCCUCACUGCCAACCGCACCGUCUGUGACUCAGACAUAGAGGAGCUGGCUGCCAACUGCCCUUCGCUGCAACAUCUUGACAUACUGGGUACCCGUUUGGUGAGUGCUGCCUCGCUGAAAAAACUCCUCCAGUCGUGCCCUCAAAUACGCCUCCUGGACGUCUCUUUUUGCUCCCAAGUGGACACACGGGUCGUCCAGGAGCUCUCUGGCCUUUUUCCUAAUGUGGCCAUCAAGAAGAGCUUCACUCAGUGAGCGGAGCGCCGUCUCAUUCCUCAUUGUCCAGAAGAAGCCGAGCUGGGAGGUGCAUCAGCAAACACUGCCCCAGGGUGGAGGACAGUCAGGUUAGUUGUUGGAGAAGAUUGCCUGUCUGCCCCUGUAUUUCAGACAAGAUCUGCUUUUAGCAGUCAGUAAAUAAAGCAGAGGGGCUGGGUGAAGAGGUUCUUUGGAUUAACUGGAUCGACACACACCACGACUGAAGUCUCCAGGUUUUAGAAGCUGACAUUGUUUUGUUGUUUUAUUUUGGGAGACCUGAAAUCAGGGUUGCUGCAGUGACACGGCUACACCUGGAAUAUGAAUCAGCAUUUACACAACACAAGGAAGCAAGACACACAGAGCAACAUUUAUGAACAAUGCUCCUUUUGAACAUCUUGUUCGGGACAACGACAGUCCGACAGUUGUAGUAGGACUCAAUUGUCCCAUCGUCAUGUUAGCUGGUAACAUACAUCAGGGCCUUGGUCAGUGCCUUGUCACAAUAUGCAGCUAAUGACAGCAUCACUCAACUUCAAGCCAGUUUCAGAUUUAAUCAUACAAAAUCAUACUUGGUGUUGUUUUUGUAAGCAUGACUAGUGGACACAGCCUUAUUUCACACAGUGCACUAUGGACGGUGCCUGUGCAUGUAUCACAAGUUUAUUUGCGUUGCUGCGCAUAGAGUGCAAAGUCGCUAGAUCCACUGACGACGUGCUCUCAUCACAACAUACUGUAUGUGAGAUCUUGUCAGCAAACCUGAACGACAUAUAUUUUCAUUUACACAUACGCUAUAAAUUCAGCAAUGGAAAAACACCCAAGGCAUCAAAUCAACAACAGACACUGACUCAUAGAGAAUAAAGCUUUGAGGAUUAACACUUUAAUGGCGAAUACCAAAAGAGAAUGAUUUGUGAUUGUAUAAAAUGAGAAAUAUAAAAUCAGAUAUUGGAGGAGGAUGGAGUGAAAUGUUUAAAAGCACAUUGAUUGUUUUUAGUUAUAGUCAAUGUGCUGCUGUUAACACUACAGAGAUUGAUAUUUGAGUUAGAAAAUAGCUUUGAUUGAAGCAUAAACACACAAUGCAAACCCUAUGUUCGACUGAAGUUUUGUUGGUGAAGCAAACCUUUAGGUCAUUUGAAAUAUGUCUCCAUACUAAUUGCACUUGCUUUGGUCACACACACAUCACUGAUUAUGUUAGUGUUUUUUUUUUAUUUUUUUGCUUUUAAAAUGUGGACGCAGGAGUUUUGUGUCCAAAGUUGAGAUGUGAUUAAGAGUCAGCAGUUCCACCGGGCCUUCAUGCUGCUGCUGCAGGCUUUUCCUGUUGUUGUUCACACUAAGCCGUGCACUAAAUCACUGCUGUUUGAUCGAAGUCACUAUCGGUACGUAAUGGGAAGGAGUAAUGUGAAACAAGUCGUGCGUUGUGUUAAAAUGACAGAAGGUGGAAAUACUGUGUUUGACUUCUGUAUUUGUCCUGAAACUCAGGGGUUAUGUAUUUAUUCUUCUUUAAUUCUUUAUUUAUAUUUUAAUAUAAAGACCAGCACAACAGACACAUUAAUUGAGAGUAACACCAGACUGGGUCGUCUUUGAAGCUACCAGCCAGUGCUGUGAUUAAAUGGCAUAAGACUGAUAAUUAUUAGCACUGAAUGAAGGCAGAAUUCUCACAUAUUGAGUGUUGAAUGUUGCAGUAUUUGUAUAUUUGUAAAAGAUUUGUUGCAAUUUCUUAUUUAAUUUUUGUAAUAUAUAUUAGCGCUUAAAAAGCAUUUCUUUUUUUUUUGAAAAAAACAAAAACAAAACAAAUCAACUUGACCUUUUCUUUUAAGCACAUGCUAUUAGUCAAUAUUUGUGCCUUAUACUCCAGUUUGAAUGUGGUGUGGAGUCCAUGUGGUAUAGACUGUGGUGAAGUCCUUUGCUUUUAUGCUCUUCAACCAAAGUAAGGCACAUAACCCUGGUCGUUAGUCCCCUACCACUCCUGACCAAUUUAAACGCCAUACACUAUAAAUCAGCCAUGUUAUUAUUAUGCACAACAAUCUGUUUACUUUAGUGAGUGAUUCAAAAUGUAAUCGUUAUGCAUAUAUAAACAGCAAUAUAUAAAUCAGGAAAACCCUCCUCUGUGCAGAGACUGAAAGCCAGACAGUAACAGUAAAGUCCAGCACUGUUUUACAUUUAGACAUGUGUCACUUUGCUGUGGAUGCUGCUCCUCUAUGCUAAUGUGGGCUUCACAGCUGACUGAGCAGGUUUGUUUACAGUGUGUGGCAUAUUAAAACGCAGAUGACACUGAAACAUAGUACAGGACCUUCAUAUGAUGCAAAUUAUGGUACUUCGAACAGAAAUGGACAGGUGAGGCUUAGUGCAUCGUUAUUAUAACUGGUUGGCUCAGUUGACUAUUGCAACACAAGGAACCAAUGUAUGUAAAAUUAAACACCACUCAGAGGUCACUGUUUAACUAAUUCCCCACUUACUCGUACUCCUUUCUGAGAUGACUCUGCUUUUCUGUAAUGAAUAUGCAUCCUCCCAGUCUGAAUGUGUGAUCAUCCUUUGUGCCACUGGUGGAACGCUGCGCUACAGUGUGUGUGUGUGGGGGGGGGGGGGACUGUGCCUCUGUCACAAAGAAACUGGGUGCCUCACUUUCACCAGACUUGAAAUAAAAGUAACGGCUGCAGACUGAUGCUGCAGGCCCCGUGCCUGCACGCCUCCUCUCCUUCUUAGUCCCGCUCCUACCAUCCUGCAUAGUGCCCGCGCCGCCGCUAAUACGCCCGCUAAUAUUCAAUUUUCUCUUAUUCUUCAGCUUCAGUGAACAGUAUCACAACGUUAACACAUGUAAAUGACUCCUGCCGAGGCUUCGUAAGUAGAUGUGUGUAAGUGUGAUGGCAAGAAAAGUAGGGUCAUCAACAGAAUCCACAACAACUAGCUAAGCCAUUAGUCAGUAUGACUGACUGGAUAGUAGCGGCGGAAUGAUCCUUUUUUCCUUAACCCUCUGCCAUUUUACAGUCUAUUAAUACCACAGGGAGAAGUGACAUUAGCUUGUCUUCUUAACGGCCUUUUAAUGAAUUGUUUAUGCCUGGUUUAAUGAUGUAUAUUGUGGCCCUGUAAUGUGCCCUAAUGACGGAGAACGAGGCGGCCUCAGCUGAAGUAUUAAUUUGAGCUGCCUCCCCAAUGAUUAUUCCUCAGCCGCUAACGCCAUCACCGCUGCCUUUGCCGCCGCCGUUGCCGUGCGUUCGGAUGCAAACGUGAUUCAUGGAGGCUUUCCGCUCGGCGCUACAGCUUGAUUUCUCGCUGUCGCGCUCCUUCGCGAGGCUGAUAUAUCCAGGGGGGAUCCGCAGCAAUUAGUUCGGCUUUUUAUUUGUCUUUCAAUAGCUUACAGACGCUGCCUGAUGAAUCUGCGGGGGGAAUAUAUGGAUGGGAAUAUUGUUCGUGAAUAAUAAAUCCAGCGUUGGAAUGUAAACAAGAGCAGGGUUGGCACACGGAUGAUCCAUACCUCCUUUCCCCCCGCCUUUGCUUUCUCAUACCUUGACAAACAUGGCGGCACCCUGCGGUGUGGUAAUAGUGGUGUCUUCAGUGAGACCUGUCUGCGUGGCGCUGUGGUCUGCCUGCUCUGAGCCCUCCUCAGGCCUCAGACCUGCCUGAGGGAGGCCUCACUGUGAUACCCUUCAUUAUGUGGCUUGCUGUUCCUUCUCUAGUUUCCCAGCUUAGACUCUAAUAAUGAAGAUAUCCCCGUCAGCCCUCGCUCGGCUGUGUCUGGGGCGUAUUAUUUUUGUCAUUAUUUGUUACAGGGAUUCAGAGAAUGUCAGCACACAGUUUCUUAAAUCCAUCUAAAUACUAUAAUCCAAAGGUUGGUUUUCCACAGUACAAAUAUAGUGAUUCUUUGGCCAAAUCCAUACGGGUAGUUGUUUCACUCCCACCAGUUGUAGAAUUGUGAUAUCUUCCCAUAAUUACUGUAAAUGAGUCACACCACAGAUGAAGCAAUUUUGUUACCCUAAAACCCUCAAAAUUAGGACUAGGUAUUUUCUAAAUCCCAUUGUUUCUUAUUGCAGCAGGUCUUUGCUCGUUCCCUUGUCUUCAUUCCAGGUCAGAGCUUUUCAGCCUCUUCCACACGAGACCUCUUAAAAUGUAGCAGCAUCAUAGUGGAGCAGGUUAUUGCUGUACCUAUGUGUAUGUGAGUGAUAGGAGGUGUCCGUCUCAGAAUGUUUCAUUUGAAACGGUGAACGUUUGUUGGAUAUCACGAGAUAAAAAAUAAUGGGGUAAAAAAGUCUAAAAUAAUUUUUUGUCAUGUUUUAUUGUCACUGCCACAUCGACAAUCUUGUGUUCUGCCAUAAAGACAUUCAGCGCAUUUUCCAAUAACACAGACUUAGGGGCCCAGACAAGACAAGACAAGUGUUGCCGGUAGAUACUGAUCUUGAUCACAGCGUUGUUUCCUUGGAAUAGAACAAAAAUGGGGGGAAAUUAAAGCAUGUGUGAGUUAAAUGUGAAGUAGUGAGAGGUUUGUAAAGAUUGCCUAACAAUGCGCUUUUAAAUAAAGUUUAGUUUUGUCUGUAUUUAUCAUUUGGUGAGAACCUUUAGGCACAAUUGAAAGCUUUUAAAGUUGGGGACCCUAAUAAGAGUGUUAUCGGGUCUUGGAGUAACGCUUUGCUAGCCACGUUUUAGUGCCUAAACCUUCCUGGGCGGUGUCCAUGUGAAGCUCCGUGGCAAAACGGCCUCGCCGCGAGACGAGCGUGUCUCACAAACAGGCCGAGCAAUUACAGGCUGAAUAAUUACGCACUGAAGGGGAGACACGAUUCACCCCGCUGAUCAGCAAAGUUCACGUGAAGUUAUAAUUAAACAAUAACUCGUUUACAAAUGAACGCUCACGCGUGUUUGUGUGCUUAAGUGUGCAGAGUAUAAUUAGCUGCGAUGCAUCGCGGUGAAAUUGAAGAACAACAAUGUCAAAUGGUGAAAUUAUGUUCAGCCCGUGAGCCGGCACCAGUGUUGUCUGUGUGCUGGGGGAGGAGGAGGGGGGAGCCGAGAGGAAGAGCAAUUGGACGAGCGAUUGCUCCAGAAGGAUGAUUCAUCUUCACAUGAUUCAGAGAUGGACAUGAUGUUUGACAGGGGGACUUCGUACAAAGGACAUUAGAUUAAGAUCUCGAGGGAUAAAUAAAGUUAGCAAAAAAAAUAUUUGUCCAUCACGAUUAGACCCCAGGAAUCCACACAGUGUUAAAUUACAUGAUGUGCUCUGAGUAACAUCAUGUCUAAAAGUUGGAGAAUCGGAUCAUUGCUAAUAAAACUUGUUUGUGCCUCAUACAGCAGUGAGUACAUCAUAUAACCCGCCCACUUCAUUACCCUGUUGCUGGAAGCUCAGACCUCCUCCUCAGUAUAAAAACAGUAGAAUUUCUGAUCACGGGUUUACUCAUGCAGAGAUUUUAAUAUAAGCUAGACAGGAAGACAUGAGGAAAAGAGUGUAAUAAUCCACAUAAUCUGAUAAAAACGUGCAUUAAAGACUUCCGAUGUGAGCAAGGUCUUUAUUUGCAGAGGGACACCUUGUAAUGUUACAUACAGAUCCAGUGAUUACCUCAAAUUGAGCUCUAGUUUGUUUACUCUUGUUUAAUCUAGGACAUAGUUUGUUUAUCAGUUCAAUAGUUCAGUUGGACCUUUUAUAACAAAAAUUAGACAACUCUUCUAUCACGUUACGGCACGGCAGUCACCAGCCUGCACAAUAACACCACCUCAAAACAGAAGCAGCCAAAGGGGAGUUUACAGUUUUCGUUUAAUGAGGACAAAUAGAGAAAAGCAAAAAACCGACCAGAAGCCAGAACAAAACCUGAACGGACCGUGUCUAUCGCUCAUACACUGUAUGUUGAGCUCUGUGUUUGUAGAGGAGUUGUUAAGUGUUGUUAAGUGACAAAAUCCAGUUUUUAAAUUUAUUUUAAGUGACCUCUCCGUCCGUCGAUCAGUUGUGGGAUCCAUUUGCCACAGAAGUAGAGAUGCUCAAAACAUUUUAAAAAGCAGAACAUUUCCAAGGAAUGUGGCGUUUACUGAUCCUGGGACACUGUGGAUUUGAUAAAUCCAGUGUUCGUCUCUUGUGUAAUGUUCAGUAAAUCCAGGGCUGUUCUGCUAAUACUGGUAAUAAAGAGCGAGCUGAGUUUAAGCACAGCUGCCGUGACUCUGGCCAUAUCGCCCUGAUCACAGUCACACUCGGCGUCCGUUUCCAUAUUGAACCGCGUCAGAUAUUCUCAGGCUCCUUGUAUGAGAAUAAAGUCAGCAGAGGUUCAGAGGGAAGAACAAAACACAAAACCAUGUAUGACGCCGUCGCACACGGCAACAGGUCUGUUCCACAGAAUGCACGUUGUGUAGUCUCUCACAUUCGGAUGUGAUUUCAUGGCUGUGUGUAACAUGUUUAAUUAGUCCUUUUUUCUAUCCUUUGCUCCAUCCCACAGCAAAAUCUACCCACCUCUAACAGUAUGUCUCUGAGAGCGUGGGAUGGGUAGACGCGUGUCUGUCACAAGCUGCUUAACUGUUUCCUGUGAAAGGACCUUUAAAUAACUACAGUAAACAUUAUAAUAAACACUUAAUUAUC